Cyprinodon tularosa is the source of this 4749-nucleotide messenger RNA. It is a transcript of the gene cdca2, whose product is annotated as cell division cycle associated 2. The transcript is spliced from 14 exons. NCBI's taxonomy places the organism in Eukaryota, Metazoa, Chordata, Actinopteri, Cyprinodontiformes, Cyprinodontidae. Bases 291 to 2561 code for a protein of 756 amino acids. Gene Ontology annotation, biological process: regulation of chromosome segregation; regulation of mitotic nuclear division. The record is from RefSeq and is a predicted model, not a curated record. Gene Ontology annotation, cellular component: chromosome; nucleus.
GUUAAACGAAUGCAAAAUAGUUCCUUAGAGUAUUUUCGGAUUUUUAAAUAUUAUCAGUAUUUUCGGCUAAGUCCGAGUUCAGAAUUAAAAUAAUUUUUUUUAAGACUAAAUAUAACGUAAUGACAUGUUUUACAAGCUUUGUUAAAGAGCUUUAUUUGAUGCUCCGCGGAGGGAUACACCAGCAGCGCCAAGCUGGAGUUUGGAGGGGGAUUUGAAUCUCUCCAUGCCACAAUCAUUUUUUAAGAGAAACUAUAGUUUUUUAUUCGUAUUUUACACAUGUUUUAACCUCAAUGGUCAAGAUGGCUACAGACCAGGAAAUCCCUGCAGUCCCAGUGGAGGAAGAAGCUCCAUUAAACUUCUCUGAGCUCACACCUCACCAGUUUGGCAUCUCUACUGAGAGUUUUAUUCCAACCUCAUCAAACAGGAAAGACAAGUCGCGCCUUGCUCAGAUAAAAGCUCGGCGGAGAUCCAGCGUGGGGGUCCGCGGCUCCCCGGAGACAAAUUCCCUCAUCCGUUUCAGGGCGCAACAGAGGAUGAAGACCCCACCAUCCUCACAAUCCCUAGAGCUUGUCAUGAGUAGCCCCUUCACUCUGAGGCAGAAGAUGGCCUCCUUCCGCAGCCUGAUGGAUGUUAAGGAAAGCGACGCCUGUGAUCCGUUGCCAGUGCAGAACAACGACACUGGAGGAUGCAUCUUCACGCAAGAUUAUCUGUCUGGAAAAGAAAACAACCCACCAACUUCACCCGCACCCGGCAAAAAGAGGGGGCUGGGCCCCCUGAAAGGCUGCAGCGUGGAGAUUAGAGAGGACGAUAUCUCUGUCUGUCACUCUGGCUUGAAGGAUCAGGAGCAGGAGGCUCCCUGUAAACACCAAAGCCCUGACCGACCUCCCUCUGAUGGCCCUUCAGCUGCUUCGCCGGCCCAGCAGUCACAUCUCCCCCACAUCCCAUCUCUCCCUUCUGCGUUGGAGAUGAAACCCACAGUGGAUGGGGACAGAACGCCUGCAGGGAAGAAGAAGAAGCAGGUGCGCUUUGGGGUUCCUUUAUCUCCUGAGUUCUUUGAUAAGAACUUGCCCCCAAGCACUCCAUUACAAAAGGGGGGCACUCCAGCUCGGGCCGCCACUCCCGGUGGGGGCUUGGAGCUGCGCUCUGUGCUGAAGACGCCUCAGAGGAGCGAAUCAGAAACACAGCAGAAUCAGCCGGAGCCUCUCUGCCCCGCUGGGUUUGGUGCCUCCCCAACAUUCGCAAUGCCUCACAGACGCAGACCGUCCAAUGAGGGGGAUGACUGGGAGGAUGGAAAGAUUGUUUAUCCGUCGAUGGAGGAGAUAGACUCUGCCGUGUUGAGUGAUGCAGAGUGUUAUUUUGAUGCUCAGCCUUUAAAUCUAAACAUGGCUUUCCAUGAGGAAUCUCUCUCUCAGACUCUGAACGGCGACUCCGAACCAACAGGAACCCCUCAGAUGGACGCCAUGGAAGGGCGUGAAUGUGUGGCAGAGGACAAACCGCCUGAGGGAGAUGCUGGAAGUCAGACUCUGACCCAAUCAAAGAGCAGAAGAAAAAAGAAAGAAGAGGAUUCUGACAGUGAGCUUCGGUCGCGGCCCGACAGCAGAAAGAGAAAGGCCAACUGUCUGUUCGCCGAGCAGCUAGAGGACAGCGAACCUGUGAAGAGGUCGGCACGAUCUGCUGCCAAGGCGGCCUGCAGGAAGAUGAAGGGGGCCUCCACAGCAGCCCGCAGCUGGAGUAAGGAUGUAGAUCGCUCUCUGUACGGCUCGCGUGCGUACGCCUCCAAGAACCCGGCGCUGAGCCCCAUCACAGAGCGGCGGUCCUUCAUCGGUCCGUCUCCAUCCUCAGAGCAGACUCCUGAUGGCUCCACAGGGUGUGAUAUCUUUGAGGUGGCAAGUGGUGCUCUUAACAGCGAGGAUUUUGCAGAGGCUGUGGAGGUUUCCUCAUAUGAUGAUGUCAGACCUCCCUCCUGCAGUCCAGGGACGGACAGCAGGCGGCCAAGGUCAGCAGACAGGAGAGGACGGAAGAAAAAGGAGCAGAUUGAUGUCGGACUGUGCAGGGCUGACCCUGAAGAACCCUCUGAGAUCCUCUGCACCGACUCAAACACAUAUAAUGUAGGUAUGCUCACUUUAGACGAAGAAUCCAUCCCAGAGUCAGAACAAAGACAAGGCAAACAGAGGAGAAGGAGCACAGUCCCUCUGGAACCAGAGCAUAAAGAGGAAGGGACUGGAGAGAUGGAGCAAGGAGACGCCCGGUCAAGCUCUGGCCAGCAGGGGGAGGUAGAGGGGCCCAAUGUGGACCUCGCCCCUUGGCAAGCGGAUUUUAAUUUUGAGGAUGUUUUUAAAUCUGUCAACCCCAGAAGGGAGCGCUCGGUUCGCCGCAGUCUGAGGAACCGGGCGAACUCGGAGAACAGCAGCGUGGGCGGCGGGCUUGCCUGGGUCCCUCACACCUCCCCUGACUCUGUUAGAGAGACUCGUAGAAGAACCCGCCAAAGACGCCUCAGUGCCGCUCUGCUUCCCCCCGAGGAAACACGAGACUCCGCCUCCACUGAACUGAGCGAACAAUGAAGAGAACUGAUGAUUCAUUUUAUUUCAUUUCCACGUUGUUUCACUAAAUUGAAUCAAUUCUCCUAAACAGAGAGAUUUACUUUGCUUCAAAUGAAAAACAUUAACGAUGUUGAUCCUUGUGAGUUAUUCCAGCUCAGUCCAGUUUCCCUCAAGUUUACCACUUCAGUCAAUACGCUGAAAGCCCAAUGAUCUCUGCCGACCACCUCCUAAUCAAUAUCCCCCACUCAGCUGGUAAUCACAGUGCGCAACCCCCCCCCACUCUAAAGUCACUGGAUCAAGCAUCUUAAAAUCGAUCCCUCCUUCUGUGGAUGGAUGAAGAUGGCUCAUAAACGGCUCUUAUUUUGCUUCUGGGUUUGUUCUGUUGACUGUUGAUUUUUAAAGACUUUUUAGAAUGAAAUGUUGGUUUUCGUUCUCAUCUUCUGGAGCCAAAUGUGUUUUUAACAAGAUAAUUAGGAUUCGUUUUAAAUAGAAAUAAUCUUAAACGUUCCAAAAGCUCCUCUCUUCAGUUUGACCGUUUGUUUCAGUUCAAGUAAAGCUUUUUUUUUCUCUCUUAAGCCUCAGACCUCUUGCUCUUAAACUGAACAAACUGCUGAGUAAAUUAGUGUUCGGAUUUCCAUUUUGAAACCAGCCAAAUGAUUUGAAAAUGUAUUGACCUGUGACCUCGCCGUCCACCGGUUAUAGAUUCAACUCGACUGCUCUCUGCUUCCCCAGUCCGUCUCUCCGAGAGGAACAGAGGAAGGAGAAACAAAUUGAGUUUCAAAUUCGGCUCGCAUCGGAAAAUUGGCUUCUGAGAAUGAUGCAUGACUGUAAUCUAUCCAUCACCGGGUAAUUGACUACCUCCCUUUACAUCAAGUCAGUCACUUGGCUGAAGGACGCCAGAGGUUUCUGGUUCCACUCUCUUCUUUACACCCACUAGAAGAUGGAUGGACGUAAUCAGGAGCUUUUAUAUAGGGCUAUGUGGCAACACUGCCAUCUUGUGGAAACUUUGAUGAGUUGCAUGAAGGCGCUUCAUCCGUCCAUUUGAACAGUAAAAUGAGGACUAAAAAAGUCACAUUUGAUUGUUGUUGAAAGUUAAAUUGAUUUAAAACUCAUGCUGAAUAUUCUUCCUCAUUUGACCUUUCAAUUUUUCUUGAUUUUUAAUGUCUGAGUCAUGACUGUUUCCCUCCUAACUGCACAUUAAGCCUUUUUGAAUUAAAAAGGCCUUUAGAAAAGCUUUACUAGUGUUUGGAUGUAGAAGCAAAGUGCUGCACCGUCAUACAAGUGGCUGUUUGGUGUGUUUAUCUGAGAGCGCGGGAGAGAGCGUGGAAUCCGCGUGAAGCCCCUCUCCCUGGCAGACCGGCAUACUGAAGACGGCUUAACACAAGAACAAUGGGGUCCUUUGACCAAAACGACGCCCCCAAGACAUGUGGCCUCCUGUCACCUUGGCAACCCCCCAUGGGAUGAAGAGUGGGGUGACAGCUGGAGGGGAGGACUUACAAAAAAAUGGAGUCUAUUUCUUUCCCCUGAAUCUCUCCUCUUUCUGCCUCCUCUCCCAGCCUUCCUGGCCCUCAUGAAUGUAGGUUACGUCUCACUUUACAACUUCAUGGGGUUGACCUCGAGCGCUUGCCUCACCACCUGACCGGUUGAGGCAGAAAAAUAAAAAUAAAAGCCAACUAUAAAUCAGGCCUUUUAUAGGCUCUGCUUGUCAGGAAUAAGAGAGCUUUGACAAAUUUGGGGCUGAGCCACUCUUAACAAACUGUCCGCUUGAUUUUACGCCUCAUAUUAAACACGAGUUGGAUGCUCCUCCAGAUUUAGAGACUUUCAAUCAGUUAAUUAGUAACUGAACGGUAUUAAGUUGUCCUGCUGCCUCAACCCUUUCUGUGCUUAUUGCUGUGAGGCUCUAUUAUUGAUGCUCAGAGGCGCGAUCUUUGAGCUCAACACUGCUCUCCUAUGGAGUGUAAGACAGCAGGAGGAGGGCAGCCAAACAAAGGCAGCCCAACAACAGGAGACUCUCCAGCUCCUCUCGUAGGUUUGCUGUCAGUGCUGGUACAGCUGCAACUGGUUUGAACCUGAUUCAGACAACCGCAGCGCAGAACUCGGCCAGCAAAGAAUAUUAUUACUUUUUCAUGUGGUAGCUGUUUUUGAACAUCACAACCAACACAGCUUCAACAUCUUUGUUUCUAACAAAUAAAACAUGGAGAAGUGUUAA